GAAGCAAGGACCGCCUCCGCCCUCGCGGGGACCCCGCGCCGCUCCUCCCGGCCGCAGCCAUGUCGGGGCCCGGUAACAAACGCGCCGCCGGCGAUGGGGGCUCGGGGCCUCCAGAGAAGAAGCUCAGCCGCGAGGAGAAGACCACGACCACCCUCAUCGAGCCCAUCCGCCUGGGGGGCAUCUCUUCCACGGAGGAGAUGGACCUCAAGGUGCUGCAGUUCAAGAACAAGAAGCUAGCAGAGCGGCUGGAACAACGGCAGGCCUGCGAAGACGAGCUGCGAGAAAGGAUCGAGAAGCUAGAGAAACGGCAGGCCACGGACGACGCCACCCUCCUCAUUGUCAACCGCUACUGGGCCCAGCUGGAUGAAACCGUGAAAGUCCUCCUUCGACGUCAUGAGAGCCACGGGGAGCUUUCUUCAGGGGCAGAGGCACCUGGAGCCCAGGAGGGGCCGACCCAUGACGGAACCCCCCUCACAGAGCCAGGGACGUCCGAGUUGAGGGAGCCUCUGCCGAUGGAGCUGCGGCCCCCUCUUAGUGAGCCCGCCUUGGCCUUUGUGGUGGCCCUGGGCGCCAGCAGCUGUGAGGAGGUGGAGCUGCAGCUGCAGGGCCGGAUGGAGUUCGCCAAGGCGGCCGUGUCCCGGGCCGUGGAGGCCUCAGACCGCCUGCAGCGCCAGGUGGAGGAACUCUGCCAGCGAGUCCACAGCCGAGGGGACACUGAGCCCCCCAGCGAGGUGGCCCAGGUACGCACUCGGGAGCUGGGCCGGGAGAACCGGCGACUGCAGGACUUAGCCACCCAGCUGCAGGAGAAACAUCACCGAAUCUCCUUGGAGUACUCAGAGCUCCAGGAUAAAGUGACCUCAGCAGAGACCAAGGUGCUGGAGAUGGAGACAACCGUGGAGGACCUGCAGUGGGACAUUGAGAAGCUGCGCAAGCGAGAGCAGAAGCUCAACAAACACCUGGCCGAGGCCUUGGAGCAGCUCAACUCUGGCUACUACGUGUCUGGGAGCUCCUCGGGCUUCCAGGGCGGCCAGAUCACGCUCAGCAUGCAGAAGUUUGAGAUGCUGAAUGCCGAGUUGGAGGAAAACCAGGAGCUGGCCAACAGCCGGAUGGCAGAACUGGAGAAACUGCAGGCUGAGCUGCAGGGGGCUGUGCGGACCAACGAGCGCCUCAAGGUGGCCCUGCGGAGCCUCCCUGAGGAGGUGGUGCGGGAGACGGGCGAGUACCGCCUGCUGCAGGCCCAGUUCUCCCUGCUCUACAACGAGUCCCUGCAAGUGAAGACCCAGCUGGACGAGGCGCGGGGGCUGCUGCUGGCAACCAAGAACUCCCACCUCCGCCACAUCGAGCACUUGGAGAGCGACGAGCUGGGGCUGCAGAAGAAGUUGCGCACCGAGGUGAUCCAGCUGGAGGACACGCUGGCCCAGGUGCGCAAGGAGUACGAGAUGCUGCGCAUUGAGUUUGAGCAGAACCUGGCGGCCAAUGAGCAGGCGGGGCCCAUCAACCGGGAGAUGCGACAUCUCAUCAGCAGCCUGCAGAACCACAACCACCAGCUGAAGGGGGACGCCCAGCGCUACAAGCGGAAGCUGCGCGAGGUGCAGGCGGAGAUAGGCAAGCUCCGGGCCCAGGCCAGUGGCUCAGCCCACUCCAUCCCUAACCUGGGCCACUCAGAGGACUCGGGCCUCAGUGCCUCCACCCCAGGGAAAGAAGAGGGUGGGCCCGGAGCUUGUGGUGCCCCAGAGGCCAGGAAGGAGAUGACAUCAGUGCCUGGCGCCAGUGUAACAGCCUCAUCAGUGCGGAAGGAGGAACUGCUUUCCCCUGAAGAGGAUGCCCAAGCCCUAACCCCUGCGGCCCAGGGCCCCUCUUCCCGGGGCCGAGAGCCUGAGGGCAGGCCUAAGCGGGAGCUUCGAGAACGGGAAGGGCCUGGCCUAGGGCCCCCUCCGGCAGCCUUCACUCUCUCCAGGGUUGACAGGGAGAAGGGCAAGGUGGAGGAGGCCAAGAGGAAAGAGUCUGAGCUUCUCAAGGGUCUCCGAGCCGAGCUCAAGAAGGCCCAGGAGAGCCAAAAGGAGAUGAAGCUGCUCUUGGACAUGUACAAGUCAGCGCCUAAGGAACAGCGGGACAAGGUGCAGCUCAUGGCUGCAGAACGCAAGGCCAAGGCUGAGGUGGACGACCUGCGGGGCCGGAUCCGGGAGCUGGAGGAGCGGGAUCGGAGGGAGAGCAAGAAGAUUGCUGAUGAGGACGCCCUGAGGCGCAUCAGGCAGGCAGAGGAGCAGAUCGAGCACCUGCAGCGCAAGCUGGGUGCCACAAAGCAGGAGGAGGAGGCCCUGCUGUCGGAGAUGGACGUGACAGGCCAGGCUUUUGAGGACAUGCAGGAGCAGAACGGUCGGCUGCUCCAGCAGCUGCGGGAAAAGGACGACGCCAACUUCAAGCUGAUGUCUGAACGCAUCAAGGCCAACCAGAUUCACAAGCUCCUGCGCGAGGAGAAGGAUGAGCUGGGCGAGCAAGUUCUUGGUCUCAAGUCCCAGGUGGAUGCCCAGCUGCUGACCGUGCAGAAGCUAGAGGAGAAGGAGCGGGCCUUGCAGGGCAGCCUGGGCGGGGUAGAGAAGGAGCUGGCGCUGCGGAGCCAGGCCCUGGAACUCAACAAGAGGAAGGCUGUGGAAGCAGCCCAGCUGGCGGAGGACCUGAAGGUGCAGCUGGAGCACGUGCAGACCCGGCUCCGAGAGAUCCAACCCUGUCUGGCAGAGAGCCGCGCUGCUCGCGAGAAAGAGAGCUUCAAUCUCAAGAGGGCUCAGGAGGACAUCUCCCGGCUGCGGCGCAAGUUGGAGAAGCAGAGGAAGGUGGAGGUUUAUGCAGAUGCCGACGAAAUACUCCAGGAGGAGAUCAAGGAGUACAAGGCGCGGUUGACCUGUCCCUGCUGCAACACCCGCAAGAAGGAUGCCGUGCUUACCAAGUGCUUCCAUGUGUUCUGCUUCGAGUGCGUGCGUGGCCGCUACGAGGCGCGCCAGCGGAAGUGCCCCAAGUGCAACACAGCCUUUGGUGCCCACGAUUUCCACCGUGUCUACAUCAGCUGAGCUCACGGCUCGGGGCUGGAUAUCCAGAGGCCCGGGGGCUGGGCCCUGCGCCCGAAGCCCCCUUCCAUCCCCUCCUGGGCCCUACUCUGCAUUCCAGACCCUAUGGGCCCAGUUCCUGCCCAUCUGGUUGGUUGGGGGGUCCCUGCGCAUGCUGGCGGGAUCAGUGAAGCGAAGCCCCUUUGCCUGAAGAUCAGAGGGGCCGCCCAGGUGGCGCCCGCCCUGCAGAGCGCGUCUGCCACUCACCUGAGACUUCCCAGAAGCUGCCCUUCUACCUGUUCUGCCCUAGUUCCAAGGAGGCAGUUCCCCAGGCUGCGACCUCACCAGAGGCUCCCCACCUGGCUGUACACCCACAAGUACAGGCUACAAGUGGGCUAGGCCCCUCACCCCUUUUUGGGAGACUAGGUGCUGAGGAGAUUUUUCACCCUGCCACUGUCUCACCCUCUGAGUCUCAGGAGGUGCCUGUCAUCACUCUUCACCCUGGAAGCGUUUGACACUGGUUUCCAGCGCAACAGGACUCCCUGGGUCCCGCCUCUCUUCCAGCCCCCUUCCAGCCUUGCUUUCAUGCUGGUGGCCUUAUCUGUGUGGCAGCAGCACUUCCCCUCCUGGGAAGGGACAGACCAGCCAUUGGGCCAACUUCCAAUCAUUCCAGGCAGAAGCACCUCCUUGCCCAGCCACCCUGUGACUGAGCCUGUACACCCCCCGCCCCCCCCCCCAACCCC
This is a messenger RNA of Echinops telfairi (small Madagascar hedgehog), 3784 nucleotides long. It is a transcript of the gene RNF40, whose product is annotated as ring finger protein 40. The transcript has 19 exons. Gene Ontology annotation, cellular component: nucleus; HULC complex. The record is from RefSeq and is a predicted model, not a curated record. The coding region runs from base 60 to 3065 and encodes 1001 amino acids. Gene Ontology annotation, molecular function: metal ion binding; ubiquitin protein ligase activity. Lineage: Eukaryota; Metazoa; Chordata; Mammalia; Afrosoricida; Tenrecidae.